AUGACUGAACAAUAUUUUCCUCAUACAGCAACUGAAGGUGGCUACACUGAUUGGUCAGCAUGUUCUGAGUGCAGUUUGGCGUGUGGAGGAGGAACACAGACAUUUAUAAGAACCUGUGUGCCAUUGGACGGUGAGGGCUGCAGUGAACUGGAACCAACUGUGAAGACAGAGUCGUGCAACGAGCAAGACUGCCCUAUUGACGGUGGUUACACUGAUUGGUCGAUUUCUGAGUGCAGUGUGACGUGUGGAGGAGGAAUACAGACACUCACAAGAACCUGCACCAAUCCCUCGCCCUCUAACGGUGGAAAGAAUUGCAGUGGACUGGGACCAUCAGAAGAGGAAGUCUCGUGUAACGAUCAAGAAUGUCCUAUCAACGGAGGUUAUUCUGAUUGGUUGGAAUGCACUGAAUGCAAUGUGACGUGUGGAGGAGGAACAAAGAUACUAACAAGAACCUGCACCAAUCCCCCGCCUGCUAACGGUGGAAAGGACUGCAGUGGACUGGGGCCAGCGGUAAAGAAAGACUCCUGCAACGAACAGGAAUGCCCACCUUCAUGUAAAGCAGGGCUUGACAUUGCAUUAGUUGUCGACAAGUCUAGCAGUAUUAGCAAAAAAAACCUAAAGAAAGCUGCCGAGUUCUUGGAGGAUCUAGUAGAAAAAUUCAACCCUGGACCAGAUGAAGAUCACUUCGGGUUGAUCACUUUUAGCAGGAAGGCCACCACGGCGUUCACCUUCGCCGAUUCAGAGUACCACGACAAGGAAGCCCUCAGGCAGGGAAUAGCCAGCCGACUAGUUGAGCCAGGAAGAGGAACUCGUACCGACCUCGCACUGAGGGCAGCAAAUGAACUGUUUACAGAGGCUGGGGGAGACAGAGCAGACAAACCAGAUCUCAUGAUUGUGCUUACGGAUGGAAAUCCAAAUCACCUCAGAAAGACGACUUUCGAAGAGUUUGCCAAGGAAAUAGCGAAAAGUUUUGAGGCAAAAGAUAUUUACAUAGUAGCAGUGGGGAUUGGUAAACGAAUCAAUGAAGAGAAUCUGCGGUUGAUCGCGGGAGUUUUUGACGAUGAAGAAGAUACAGACCGAGUGGUCCAGGUGGAGAACUUUGAUAAACUACAAACGAAGAUUGAUGAAAUCAAAGAAUCCGCUUGUUCGGAUUGAAGAAGCUUGGCAUUUAAAUGCUCAGAAAAUUGGUCAAACUAUUGCAUGGAGCACAGACUUAUGUAUACACAUUGUACCUGACUUUGUAAUAGGUUAAAUUAAAUGCAUUUUCAUGUAUUGUAAAUGCAUGCUUGUGAUUGUAGGGACAAGAUAAGAUUUAAGUAAACUACAUUGCAGAUGUUUGUUCCAAUUUCAUCUGCCAGUGCGACUGCAUAUUGUUUUCAUUUUAUGUAACAAAAGUCCAAAAGAUAAUUCGUAAAGUUUAGCCAAAUAAUUUACGGCUUUCAUUUUGAUAUACAGUUGUUACUUGUCAGAAUCCGUGUAUUGCCUAGAGAUCAAUAAAUCAGUCACUUUAACUUUCAGGCCGCGAUCUUUUGGGUCAGCACCAAGAAAUCGACCUCUGGGAGAAAUCGAGAUGUGAGCCGGCGCUAUUCACAACGGCUACACAUGCGCACAACCAAAAAGGUUCUUUUGUUCCAGGUAGCACAUUCGGUUUAUAAACGGCGCCUCUCUUAUAUCUAUUAAGAGCUCUUGUAACUCCCCUCCUUAUAGACUGCGGAAAAUUAGUCAAGAAAUUUUCCCCUUUCCCCUUCUCCUUUCCCUGCUCACCUCCCCUCAGCUCAUCGUGCUCGUUUGUACCUAGGGUCUCCCUUACUUGGAGCGUAGUAACAAUGUUUCCACAAAUCUACGAUGGCGCUUGGCAGUCCGUGUCUUGAAUUUCCCUACCCUGGUCAAACAGAGGAUAUUUGACACAGCGUUUUUUCAUCAAAGGACAGACAAAUGUUCUGACGCAUUUUAAAGUUCAAAUAGUUAAUUUCAUUUGUAACAUGAUCUAUCUUUGAUAUCAUGGUUACAAAAUAACAGCCAACCAUUGUCUUCAAUUUCAAUCGGAAAGUUCACAAAAAUAUCCAUCGGAACAAAACAUGUGAAGUUCUCGCUAAAUUUGCCGACAGUUGAGAGAGAACAUAGUUAGUAGACUAACUAUGAUGAAAGCAAGUGUUAGCCAGAGUUUUCCUUUCUCCUGACAGUUUGCAAGGGUUUAACAUGUCUUCAAAUGUGCGGAUCGUCUACUUAUUUUAGUCUGGUUAGCAAAUGAAACUCUAGCGAGGAUAUAAACGGGAUUUCAAUUCAAAAACACACUUGUUGUUUAUAGUUUCUUUAUUGUGCUCUGAACAAGGUUACACACAAAUCACACAGAGAAUCAAAAAGAAAUAUUCUUGC
Orbicella faveolata is the source of this 2376-nucleotide messenger RNA. RefSeq lists its product as uncharacterized. The record is from RefSeq and is a predicted model, not a curated record. NCBI's taxonomy places the organism in Eukaryota, Metazoa, Cnidaria, Anthozoa, Scleractinia, Merulinidae.